AUGGAACCUCAGAAAAACCCGCCAUCAAACGAGAUAGCGAACCAAUCGCUCCAAAUAUUGAUCAAAGGUGAUUCUUCUACGGUGAUUACCGACCCCAAUGACUUAAUAGUCGGGUGUAAAGUCCAAGUAUUCGAACGGAAAGAAGAAAAAUAUAUCGAGGCCGAAAUUCUCUCGAAACAAAUGUUAGCGAAGAAGUUGCAAUUCUACGUUCAUUUCAAAAACUACAACAAGAGAUUGGAUGAAUGGGUCACUGGUGAUCGGAUAGAUUUGAAACAGGGAGUAACGUGGCCGAAUCUCGAAGAAUCCAAUGACGAGAAGAACAAAAAACAUUCCAAAAAGACCGCCAUUGCCGGGGGUGGUAGCAGCGGCAGCAGCAGUACCAACAAAAAGAAGCGUAAAAGAGAUGUAUCGUCAGAGCAUCACGGGGGAGAAAAUAGCGAUGUUAUGGAUUUGGAUAACUUGGAUGUCCAAGGUUUGAAAAACGAGGAUGAGGUUACCAGAGAAGAUGAGCUCAAGAAACUUCGAACUAGUGGGUCAAUGAUCCAAAAUCAUUCGGAAGUUGCAAAAGUCCGGAAUUUAUCAAAGAUAUUGAUUGGUGAACAUAUCGUCGAGCCUUGGUAUUUCUCUCCUUAUCCCAUAGAAAUGACGGAAGUCGAAGAAGUGUACAUUUGUGAUUUUUCUCUACAAUAUUUUGUGUCUAAAAAGCAGUUUGAAAGAUUUAGAAAAAAAAGCACCCUAAGACACCCGCCAGGUAAUGAGAUUUAUCGGGAUUCAAAAGUGUCUUUUUUCGAGAUCGAUGGUAAGAAGCAGCGGACCUGGUGUCGUAAUUUGUGUUUGUUAUCUAAAUUAUUCUUGGAUCAUAAAACUUUAUAUUACGAUGUCGACCCGUUCUUGUUUUAUGUCAUGACCUAUAGAGACGAAGUUGGUCAGCAUGUCGUUGGGUAUUUCUCGAAAGAAAAGGAGAGUAUGGAGAACUAUAACGUUGCGUGUAUUUUGACAUUACCAUGUUACCAAAGAAAUGGGUUUGGGAAAUUAUUGAUCCAAUUUUCGUACGAAUUAUCCAAAGUGGAGAACAAGGUCGGAUCUCCUGAAAAACCUUUGUCCGAUUUGGGAUUGUUGUCAUAUAGAUCGUAUUGGUACGACACAACUAUUAUUCUCUUGAUGGAGCGUCAAGAGAAAAGCAUCACCAUUGAUGAAAUCAGCACGCUAACGGCAAUGACCACUACCGAUAUUCUCCACACGUUGCAGAACUUUAAUAUGUUGAGAUACUACAAAGGUCAGCAUAUCAUUGUAUUAACGGACGAAGCAAUCAAACAUUAUGAUAAGCUCAAAAAGAAAAACAGACAUUACUUGGAUGGCAGAAAAUUGGCCUGGAAACCACCGGUAUUCACUGCGUCUCAAUUGAGAUUUGGUUGGUGA
Molecule: messenger RNA, 1419 nt
Organism: Saccharomycopsis crataegensis
Lineage: Eukaryota; Fungi; Ascomycota; Saccharomycetes; Ascoideales; Saccharomycopsidaceae
Gene: ESA1
Product: NuA4 histone acetyltransferase complex catalytic subunit ESA1
Exons: 1
Coding region: 1-1419 (472 amino acids)
Biological process (GO): negative regulation of DNA-templated transcription; positive regulation of transcription by RNA polymerase II
Cellular component (GO): MSL complex; chromatin
Molecular function (GO): histone H4K16 acetyltransferase activity; transcription coregulator activity
Source: RefSeq, a predicted model, not a curated record